GUAGAAACAGCUCAAGAGUCAGCCCCAGCAAGAUCCAGCCUGCAGUACUGACACGGACACCAGCAGGACACCACCGCAGCAGCAGCAUGAAUGACAACAGCAGACAGAAAUAGAAUCUUCUCCACCGUGCAAUGCCAUAAAUUGCUGCUGCCUGCCUGCCCAUCCUGGCCAGCAGCUGUGGCUCCCUCCCUUCCUAUGUUUCUCCUCAGUGCUAAUGGACGCUAGUCUUCAGCCAAGCUGCAUGUGGAGAGAGGGAGAAGGCUACUGUCGGAUGGUGUUUGAUGGUGACCCUUGUCUGUUUAAUUGUUUCUAGAUAAAUCUCCAUCUGACUGGUUGGAUGUAUGUAUGACACUCAUUCUCUAUUCAUACUAAUUGUUUUGAUGACCUCAGAGAGGGUACCUCUUCCUAUUGGGUUCUCUCUCCAUAUCUGCUCUCUGUCUAUCUGUCUCUCUCUCUCUGUAUCUCUCUCUGUCUAUCUGUGUCUCUCUCUGUCUAUCUGUCUCGCUCUCUGUGUCUCUCUCUGUCUAUCUGUCUCUCUCUCUCUCUGUGUGCAUCUCUCUGUCUGUCUGUCUCGCUCUUUGUGUAUCUCUCUUUCUCUCUGUGUAUCUUUCUUUCUCUCUGUGUAUCUCUCUUUCUCUCUGUGUAUCUUUCUUUCUCUCUGUGUAUCUUUCUUUCUCUCUGUGUAUCUUUCUUUCUCUCUGUGUAUCUCUCUUUCUCUCUGUGUAUCUUUCUUUCGCUCUGUGUAUCUCUCUUUCUCUCUGUGUAUCUUUCUUUCGCUCUGUGUAUCUCUCUUUCUCUCUGUGUAUCUUUCUUUCGCUCUGUGUAUCUCUCUUUCUCUCUGUGUAUCUUUCUUUCGCUCUGUGUAUCUCUAUUUCUCUCUGUGUAUCUUUCUUUCGCUCCGUGUGUCUCUAUUUCUCUCUGUGUAUCUUUCUUUCUCUAUGUGUAUCUCUCUUUCUCUCUGUGUAUCUUUCUUUCUCUCUGUGUAUCUCUUUCGUUCUCUCUAAUUUAUAAUUUUCUCUUGUCCUUCAAUUCUCUGUCACUGUCCCUCCCUCUCAUCUUUACUCUCUCCCUCUCUUUUAUUACACCUCUUUAGUUCCCUCUUUUCAUUGCCAAGAGUCCCUUGUUUGCUUUCCCGUCUCGUUAGGAGAAAUUGGAAUGUACAAAAAUCACAUAAAAGACACCAACAACAACUACAAUAAAAGCCUUCUCCCUGACCAUAAGGAGAAGCUGAUCCAGGCUAUUAAAAGAAUAAAGCAUGAGGUAGACGAGUGCUGGGAGGCAGAAAGAGAGACGUACAUAUGGUCUAUUGAUGUUGAGAGAUGUUUUGAUAAUCUGGAACGGGAGGUCCGAGCUGAGUUCCAGAACCUCCAUCGCUUCCUGGACGAAGAGGAGACCAUGGACAUGGAGCGACUGAAGAAGGAGAAAGAGAAGAGGGUGAAGCUGCUUAGGGAGAGAGAGAAGAAGAUCGCCAUGCAGGGAAGAGAUCUGGAGAGAGGCAUUGCCACGCUAAACAACAAACUGGCCGAGGAGGAUAGUCCCAAACUGCUCAAAGAGAUUCAAGACCUCUUGAAAAGGUCCCAGGUGGCUUUCAUACCCCCUCCGCAGGUGGAUGUGGAGGUGCGAUCAGCACACUUUGUGGGGCCCAUCCAGUACAGGAUAUGGAAACACAUGAAGAGCUGCCUGUACCCAAAUAUCGCUGAAGUGACCUUUGACCCAGAGACAGCCCACCCCCUCCUCACCCUCUCCCCCAGCUGCACUUCUGUGUGGUUCGAGGAGGACAAAGUUAUCCUCAAGGCCUCGGAGGAGGAGCAGCCACCCAACCCCCGCUGCUUCCACUACUAUUACAGUGUCAUGGGCCGAGAAGGCUUCAUCACCGGACGCCAUUACUGGGAGGUGGAGGUGGGCCGCAAGACAGCGUGGCGGCUGGGUGUGGCCAGGGAGGACGUCCACAGGGGGGAGAUGGACUCCAGUGGGACCAGUAGCGGUCUCUGGACCCUAUCCCUGAAGGGAGGGGCCAUCUUGGCCUGUACAGACCCCAAACCCACCAAGGUCCCGGUGUCCAUCAGGCCCGUCCGGAUCGGAGUGUUCUUAGACUGUGAGAAGGAGGAAGUAGCGUUCUAUAACGCUGUUACCAUGACGCCACUGUACACAUUCUCCAUGGAAACGGUGUUCGUUCCACUGAUCCCCUUCUAUAACCCGUGUGACACAGAUGAUGGGAGGAACCUGGGUCCCCUAAACCUCUUCAGCCCCUCUAUAUGAGAGUACAGAGAACCAAGGAGAACCAAGGUUGUACUGGAGUAUAUUUCGUUUGGGGAUGCGGUGGAAGGAUAGAUAUAAUUUGGAAAUGGUUUGUUUUAUACAGUGUGUGUUUCAGGUAUAAUUUCAUAGCUGGCUGGAAGCAUGAUGUAAAUUUUAUCAGUAAAAAAAUCCAAUGAGUUUAUGAUAUGCAUUUACACUUACCAGGGGAGGCUGAUGUGAGGAGCUACAGGAGGACAGGCUAAUUGCAGUGGAAUGGAAUCAAUGGAAAGGAGUCAACGAGGUUUCCAUAUGUUUGAUGUGUUUGAUACUGUUCAAAUGAUUCCAUUCCACCCAAUACAAUGAGCCCAUCCUGCCACAUGCCUCCACUGACAUGUACCUAACCAGUUCUAUGGUAUAGCACUAUCAAUUCAUGUUUAUGCCAUUGCGUUCAGUUGUUUGCAUUGUGGUUUGAAUAUUUACAUUUUAUUGGCAUUAAAUACACAAAUAAAUAGGUAAAAAAAUUAACACAAAACCUUGGUCUGUGCUUAUAACACCAGAAUGUGAUAUUUUUGUCAUAUUAUCACAUAAUAGGUUAUGAAUGUAGAAAAACCACACUAAGGUAUCUAAAACAAGUCCCAAAAAUGAGCAAAGGCCAAAUGCCAAUAUCCUAGUGGGGGUAGAUACCCCGGGGCUUCAGGACUUAACAGGAGGGAUUAACUGCACAAUGAUGUUACCUUUGGCCCAUCUAUAAAUACUGUGGUCAUGCAUCCACAGCUGUGACACUUUGUCUGCAGUCCAAAUGUCACCCUAUUCCCUAUAUAGUGCACUACUUCUAACCAGGGCCCAUGGGCCCUUUAAAAAGUAGUGCACUAAAUAGGGAAUAAGGUGCCAUUUAUGACGCAUCUAUUGUGGCAUGGGUAUG
Molecule: messenger RNA, 3160 nt
Organism: Salvelinus fontinalis (brook trout)
Lineage: Eukaryota; Metazoa; Chordata; Actinopteri; Salmoniformes; Salmonidae
Product: zinc-binding protein A33-like
Exons: 7
Coding region: 1156-2259 (367 amino acids)
Molecular function (GO): protein binding
Source: RefSeq, a predicted model, not a curated record